AUUCUUUCUGCUCACCAUCUGUUUGUUAAUUUGUCUCAAUGGAUUACUAUGCUCCUUCAGCACCACUUGCUCCUCACCCAAAAAGAAAAAACAAAGCUUGCCUUUGUCUAUCGAUUUUCUUUGGAGUUCUUGUUUUUGUGGGUCUUAUCCUUCUGAUUCUUGCCCUUACCGUCUUCAAAACCAAAAACCCAACCGUAACAAUUAACUCUGUAACUGUGGAUUAUCUCAAAUCCUCAGUAGAUCCUCCACCAUCAAGACAAGUUUAUUUGAAUCUAACCCUUAAAUUGGAUAUAUCAGUUUAUAAUCCAAACAAGGCAAGCUUCGAUUACAGUGAUAGUUCUGCAAAAUUGUAUUACAAUGGUGAAGAAGUAGGCAAUGCUCCGAUCUCAGCUGGAGAUAUAUCUGCUGGAGGAACAAUUGAAAUGAAAACAUUACUUACAGUAAUGGCUGAUCGGUUGCUGUCAGAUCCCAAUUUCUAUAAAGAUAUGAUGUCUGGUACUCUGCCCUUUGCUGUUUACACAACAGUUGCAGGGAAGGUAACUGUUCUAAGUAUUAUUAAGAAACAUAUAGUAACUUAUACGUCUUGUAAUGUGUCAUUGAAUCUCCAGAACUCAACUGUAGCAGAUUCGGAGUGCAGAACGAAGAUCAACUUAUGA
Telopea speciosissima is the source of this 656-nucleotide messenger RNA. RefSeq lists its product as uncharacterized. The record is from RefSeq and is a predicted model, not a curated record. The transcript has a single exon. NCBI's taxonomy places the organism in Eukaryota, Viridiplantae, Streptophyta, Magnoliopsida, Proteales, Proteaceae. The coding region runs from base 39 to 656 and encodes 205 amino acids.